AUGGUGCUUGGGAGCAUUUACUCUGUUUUAAUAACUAUUAGCCAAUUACCAUUCAACAGAGGUAACAAUCAUGAUCACCAUCACCUUCCUCCACCAAACAGAAAAGAUCUAUUAAACAUUUCAGGAGUGCAGUGCAUGGAUAUUAAUAACAGUAGCCAUGUUGACUAUAUCAGCCUUGGAGAUGCAAAUGAGCAUUACUGGGUUGUGCUGAAAGAGACUCGGACCAUACCCAACUGUGACAAAGAGCCCUACAGUACUAAAAAUGAUUGUUUAAUAAUUUUUAAAAAUGACAUGUGGUUACAGAUGAGGACAACUUACAAUUAUGUCUGUGAAAAGCAUGGCGACAACUACAACUGGUUCUUGUGUCCCACUACAUUUGCUGUCAUUAACAAAAAGUACCUGUUGUCUGCUAGGGCUUUAUCACAACUUUUCCAUCUGGGCCUCACUAUAAAUGGCGACCUUCCAUACCUGACUGUGGAAGGAGAAAUUGUCAAGUACAGUUUGAAAGACAGCCUUCUCGGCAAGUCUGAGAAGUGUGCAGAUCGAAGUGUGAUUUGGAAGUUAUCUGAAGACAUUCAGCUGGCACUCAGCCUCAAAUAAGCUGGAGUUCUUGCAGAAAAUGCAGAGGAUUCUGAAGGAAGAGUUGUAUUUAAUACAAAACCAUUUGCACAUCUUAUUCAAGGGACAAUGUGUAAUAAUCUUCAGCAAGUAGUAGAAGGCUGCUCUUCAGGUAUGGCUAUUACUCUUAAUGGACCAACUCCCAGAAAGAUGAUAGUAAUGAUGCAUGGUGUGCACUAGCUCAGGGUUCAUUAUUUCAACAGUACACUGGUUUUCUUACCUCCAAAUGGUUCAGAAAAUGACUGA
This is a messenger RNA of Neogale vison (American mink), 864 nucleotides long. It is a transcript of the gene C1GALT1C1L, whose product is annotated as C1GALT1 specific chaperone 1 like. The record is from RefSeq and is a predicted model, not a curated record. NCBI's taxonomy places the organism in Eukaryota, Metazoa, Chordata, Mammalia, Carnivora, Mustelidae.